GCUGCGCGUAAACAAACAUGGGAUGGAGUAAAAUUUAUUUAUUUUUCUAGUAUAAAGUGACUUAUUCGUUAGUUUAAAGUAGUGCUGGAGUGCAGUGGGCUACGGACAUUGUGUAUUACAUGGAGUUUUGUCUGACUUUGCCGUAUAAACAGUGAAAUUAGUGACUGAUUGUGCCGGAUUAUCUGUGCAAAUAUUACGACAAGUUAUUUACUGGACAUGCGAAAUAAUCAUAUAAACCGACGAUAUACUACAGACUGAUGAUUCGAAAUCUAUUUAGUGCUUGAACUGUUUAUUAUUUUUGGAAGUGAAUAUAUUUAUAACCUCAAUACUGACUCAGUGCCCGUAAUUAAAUCAUUCUGUGAACAUUCAACGCCAUCUAUUGUUUACAAUUGGAAGCUUCUUGCAAGACGAGAAGGCUGCUUUACACGGAGGAUUGUCAGGAAAAACAAGGGCCAUUUUAGUACCUUGAGUCGUCAACAGAAUGCGUUAUAUGUCACUUCAUUAACUAACUCCUGCAUGCUAACUAAGGAACUGUUUUGGUAAACAUUGAAAAUGAGUGUACCGAAUAAAUGCUCGGGCUGCCAAAGACAGCUGCACAAAAGGGAAUUCUUGCGAUGCAUGACUUGUAAAUCAACAUAUGACUUAGAAUGUGCAAAUGUCUCAUACAAGCUGUUUAAUAUAAUGAAAAAAAAAGACCAGUGGAGUUGCCCGGAAUGCAUGAGCAAAAAGCCUAAGACGGGUAAUAUAAACACACCAAUUCGUACAUCGGCUUCAAGUGGUAGCAUGGAGGACUCGGCCCCGUCACCCACACAAGAUAUGAAUAUUACACAUCGUAGGCAAAUCUCGAAACCAACACAUGAGACUUCAUUCUGUGAGCAGGACUGUUCGAGCCCAGAAACCUCUACUCAAAAUACGAAGCAGGAUGAUAUGGUCACAGAAUUAAAACAAUAUAUGAAUGGCCUGAUCUGCAGUCAGGUGGACAGCUUGCGUGCGGCGAUCACAGAGCUCACUGACACUAUUAGAACGCAAAACAGUCGUAUCGAGAAGCUGGAAGCCAGAGUGUAUGAAUUAGAAAACCGGUCAAAUGAGCACCCAAACAUUACGUCUUUCGAGAAAACAAUAGCUGGGCUUCAAGCGGAAAUUCAUGACCGAGACCAAGCCCUUUUAUUGAACGACGUGGAGAUUGCUGGCUGCCCAGAAACACCUAAUGAGAACUGCACCCACAUCGUAAUUACGCUCGCAAAGAAGAUCGGAGUCGACAUCGAUGAAAAAGACGUAGUAAGCGCGGAAAGGGCUGGCCCUCCGCGCCCCGCAGCACAGGGCGGCGGCCCGACCCGCCCUCGUCCCCUAGCCGUGCGCCUUACCCGCCGCGCCACCCGCGACGCUCUGCUUCGUGCUGCACGGGUACGGCGCAAUGUCACAACCGAGGGCCUGCCGGGGGCAAGUUCAGCGCACCUAUGCUACAUCAACGAGCGACUUACCAAACAUAACCGGCAGCUAUUUCAAAAAGCGCGGGAACGCUCGCGUGCCUGCAAAUUCAAAUAUGUUUGGACGCGAGAGGGCAACGUUUUUGUUCGCCAAGAAGAUGGGAAGCCACGCCACAGACUGCGGUCAGAAGAGGACCUAGAAAGGGUUUUUCCUUCAAUUUGAUGUUCGCGUUGUGUUCCGUUUUGUGGCUGACUCUUGAUUUGUUUAAUUCUUAUUUUUCAAAUUAUCUUUGUUUUUUCCAUUUAGUUGUUUAUAAAAAUUAUCUAUAUAGUGCACUGUUUAAGUUAGUAAUAUACACUUUUUCAUACUCACACACAAAACUACUUACACAUUUACACAAUUUACACACUUUUGGCGGAUUCGUCAACACUUUAAUUUGUAUAAAAUGUAUGCAAAUAGCUACCGAUUAUAAUGCAUGAUAAAAGAGUUAAAUGUUUGAGAGUGGGGCUACUUAAUGCAAGAUCACUGAACACGGGACAAGAUGAACUAAUAGUUACAAUUCUAAAAUACAAGUUAGACAUAUUAGCUAUAAAUGAAACCUGGAUCCGUGAUGGCGAAGAAGCGAUUGCGCCUGUCAUACCUAGGUACAAGUUUAUACAUAGAGCUCGUAGGGGUAGAACAGGCGGGGGGGUUGGUUUUUACGUAAGACAAGGAAUAAUAACUAAAGUGCGACAGCACCCUCAGUCCUUGUUAGAACAGUUAUGGCUUGAGGUUCGGCUGCCAGGAGGAACCCUGGCGCUGGGCACAGCCUACAGACCAGAAAGCAUUUGUGUUGGGGACGCCUUAGACUCUCUAAGUGAAUCUUUAAAUAUUAUGUCGCCGUGUGACUACAUCUGUAUAUUGAGUGACCUAAAUAUCAAUGUUAAUCGUCCAGAAUCCUCACAAACCAAAGAAUUACUCUCCUUUUGUAACCAACAUAACCUUGACCAACUAGUCAAUGAACCAACCAGGAUAACCGAUAGUACAGAAACCACCCUAGACGUAGUUCUUACCGAUGAUUCGACACGCUGCAAAAAUCUGAAAGUAGUACACAAUAACUGCCUAAGUGACCACGCAACUGUUAUGGUAGAUCUCGAUCUAAAGAAACCAAAAUUCAUUAAACAAGUAACAUAUCAACGAGUUUUACAUAAUAUAAUCCCAACCAUUUUUGAUAGGGACCUAGACUCUAUACCUUGGCAAUCUAUUAUGGAAGGAAAAACUGUCGAUGAGAUGGUCGCUAUUUUUAAUGACUAUAUAUUAGCUCUCUUUGACCUUCAUGCACCUAUACGGAAAAUAAUUAUUAAA
Messenger RNA from Ostrinia furnacalis (Asian corn borer), 2772 nucleotides. RefSeq lists its product as uncharacterized. The transcript has a single exon. The record is from RefSeq and is a predicted model, not a curated record. NCBI's taxonomy places the organism in Eukaryota, Metazoa, Arthropoda, Insecta, Lepidoptera, Crambidae. The coding region runs from base 553 to 1650 and encodes 365 amino acids.